Molecule: messenger RNA, 351 nt
Organism: Rhizophagus irregularis DAOM 181602=DAOM 197198
Lineage: Eukaryota; Fungi; Glomeromycota; Glomeromycetes; Glomerales; Glomeraceae
Biological process (GO): protein phosphorylation
Molecular function (GO): protein kinase activity; ATP binding
Source: RefSeq, a predicted model, not a curated record
AUGCAAAAUAAUGAAAAUAUGGAUGAAUGGAUUAACUGGAUUGAAGAAGCUAUCAGUAAAAAACAUAUUAAAUAUUAUGAAUUUGAAGAUUUUAAAAAUAUUCAAGAAAUUGGUUAUGAAGCAUUUGGAAAGGUUUUCCGUGCAAAUUGGAAAGAUUUUGAUCAUUAUUUAGCGUUAAAGUCUUUUUAUAAUUUUAAUAAUAUUACUUUGAAAGAAAUUGUUCAUGAGCUUAAAAUUCAACGAGAUGUAGAUUUUCAUGGUAAUAUUAUUCGCUUUUACGGAAUAACAAAAUCUGAUUCUGACAUCUAUUUUUUUUUAAUGGCAAAGUUUGAAAAAAAUGAUAAAAAAUAA